This is a messenger RNA of Diabrotica balteata, 6822 nucleotides long. NCBI's taxonomy places the organism in Eukaryota, Metazoa, Arthropoda, Insecta, Coleoptera, Chrysomelidae. The record is from the annotation of a GenBank genome assembly.
AUGAAAUACUGCUGUACCAGUUGUCUGCUACAAGAGUGCGACCCUUCGUCAAGUAAUGGCUCAGAUAAAGAAGCAACAACAGAUCCGGGGUGGUCUAAUCCAGAUGAGAAAGAGAAAGCAAGACUGGAAAUACAUGCUGCAAUAAGAGACGCUGUUACGCAAGGGGAUGCCAGUUCUGUUCAGCAAUUGCUACUCUCUCUACAGAACGAUGCCGAACUCAUUGUCAACAUGGCUCCAAGUGGAGCCAACACUCUGUUAUUUACAGCUUGCCAAAUAGGAAACAAAGAAAUUGUCAAAAUAUUGCUGGAUCAAGGAGCGGACGGUAGGUGUCACUCGGUGACAAAGUACUCUCCUCUUUAUAUAGCCUGCUACAGUGGACACAGAGACAUCGUUGAGUUGUUGCUGUUGAGGUUUCCUGAAUUAGUUCAUAUUCACACAGUAGAAAGAUGGCUACCAAUUCAUGCCUGCUGCAUAAACGGACACGUCAGUGUCUUAGAGCUUUUGUUUCAUUUUCCGUAUCCGACUCAAGUGCAGAAAAAGUACCGGGUUAAAGCCACCAGAAUAACUCCGUCUGAUGACGAUGAUAUUACCCCCAGUUCUGAAACCGCAUCUAUUGUAAGUCCUACACGUAGAAGAAUAUCAGAUGGUAUCAUAUCUAUCAUGUCCAGGCUCAAUUUUUCCAGAGAAAAUUCCUCAGAAACCUCAGAGACUGACCCGAAUACAAAAAUGAUUUGCCCCUUGAGGAUCGACACUUAUUGUAACAAUAAUACGGAAACCGCUCUGCAUGCAGCAAUAAAAGGAAAGCAGUACGACAUAGUUUUGGCUCUGCUGAAGUCCGGAGCCAGCGCCAAUUCGGUUAUAAAGGCCUACCAUGACAUAAACGAGACUUUGACUUGUUGUUCUGUCGAAGAUGAUUCCAAUUUUGGGCAGUCCACUGGUCUAGUAGAAGCUUGUCGCAACAGAGACGUUCCUGUCGUUGAUUUACUGUUGAAACAUGGAGCUAGAGACGACGAAUGCAAAGCCCUAGCGGUUGCCGUUGAAAACAAUGACGAGACACUGAUAGCCAAAUUGCUCUCUACAAAGGCUCAUCCGGACCCAGAGUACAAAAUUAACAAAAAAGCCAUGACGGAAAAUGUCAAUUCCUCCCAGUUUACAAUAUUCUCGAACGUAACUAACUUGACGUAUUCGUCCUUGUUCCCGAACACCCCCACCAUGAUCAACUGGCAUAACCAAAAGUGCAAUUUAACGCAAAUCAAAACGCAGUGGCUAAUCGACGCAGCCCUACACCUCAAUCCGAAGUUGAAGCAGAAUCCCAGGAACUACGAUAUUUCUUUAUACGCCAUCACGAGGCUGGACCUGUCCAAUAAUAAUUUGACUUCGGUACCGUUGGCUGUUUUUCAGCUAUAUUCCUUAAGAUUCCUGAGUCUGGCUCAAAACAAAAUCGAAAAACUGCCCAUUCCCGUAUCAUCACCGACGAAGAAGGGACACAAGCGAAAGCAUUCGAACCCUUCGGACCAAAAGUACUCCUGCCCAGUGCUGGAAGAGCUGUACCUGCAGGACAACAGACUGGAUCACAUACCGGAAGCAAUAUUCAAACUGCCCUCAUUAGUCACUCUAGUCAUAUCGAACAAUAAGUUACAACAACUGCCCUACGAAAUGUGGGUAGCGCCGAAGCUGAAGGAGAUGAACGCCGCUUUUAAUUUGAUCCGGGAGCUACCGUCUAGCCCUCUAGAGAGUAAAGAAGAUCUAGAUAAGAUGAGCGUAAGUUCCAGCGACAGCCAAUUAUCUAGCCACGCAGAGCAAGAUUCAGAAUCUGAAUUAUCAGAUUUCGAUAUCGAAACAAAAUUGAAUUUGAGUGACGAUGGAGUGCAAGCAGUAAGAUACAGAAAGAAGGAGAGAUCUUACGUUCAUAUGGACUUGGUAAAGCAUCACAUUUGGAACAAAAGUGUAGAAGUAACAGAACAGAUCCUCCACAAUGACGAUACAUCCACUGAAGCCUCCUCCCAACUGUCUUCACUCAACCUGGCUCACAAUCUCUUCACCAGCAUUCCCGUGGUCAUUCCUUGCUUGGCGGUGAACCUCACUAGGCUCAACAUGGCGUUUAACUCACUGAGAUCAAUGUCACAUAUCACUAGUUACCCAAGUUCGCUCAAACAACUCGACCUAAGCCAUAACCAGAUAACUGUGUGGCCUAGUUUGCCUCAAAUUGAGGCCCAGGAUAAUAUGGAGUUGGCCAAUUUGGCAUGCUACAUGACUACUACUGCUUUUAGGGGAAAGACACCAGAUAUUGUUAUACGAAGACAACCAGGUCGAUCGCUAAGACACAGUGUAUUACAUUCUGUAUGUUCUCAUAGAAGGCAUCUGAGGUUAGACAACUUGAGGACCCUAAUACUAGCUGACAAUCAGCUGACUAGGAUACAGCUAGCCACAGAUGAUGAUGGUGAUAUUAGCAGCACUGACGAUGAAGAUCUUGAACGGGGCUCCCAAAUUGGCAAAUCUCGGUUGAUGUUUCCAAAUCUCUCUAUGCUAGAUAUUAGUAAUAACAAUUUGAAGGAGAUCCCACCAAAUAUUAACGACCUAAACAACCUCUCAGUUUUGAACAUAAGCGGUAAUCUGGACAUAAACGAACUCCCACCACAGAUGGGCUUGCUAUCUCGGCUGUGGAACCUCAACACGCGCGGCACCAACCUUCAAGAUCCGCUAAAGUCUAUGAUAGAAAGUAAAAAAUACAAAACGAUGGACAUUAUCGGCUACCUCAAGUCCGUUUUGGAAGACGCCAAACCCUACGCCAGGAUGAAAUUGAUGAUUGUCGGCGUGCAGGGCAUUGGAAAGACAAGUUUAUUGGAACAAUUAAGGCAGGAGGGAGUCACGAGGCGACGACCAGAGCACUGGGCGAAACGUAUGGGCAACAAAAAUAUAAAUGUAAAAACAUCGAGAGGUUCCAACAUGUCCACUGUAGGAGUUGAUAUCGGUGAUUGGGUCUACGAGAAAAAAGUGAGGCUGCAAUCCUCGCACGGACCAGUAGUGUUCAGAACGUGGGACUUCGGAGGACAAAAGAGUAAGUUUACUACAAAUCUGUCUUCCUAUUGUAUGUCCGAUCGUGUUUUUUGUCUCUACUUUAGAUACUAUGCCACUCACCAAUACUUUCUAUCAAAGCGCAGCCUAUAUCUGGUAGUUUGGAGGAUAACAGACGGGCAUCGAGGCAUAAACGAAAUCCUCCAAUGGUUGGUCAACAUCCAAGCUCGCGCUCCAAACUCGCCGGUUAUAAUAGUCGGCACUCACUAUGACGUCAUUCAAGAAUUCAACCCGAACAUCUCCGAAGAGUACCAACAGAUCAUCAGGGAUCGAUUUAUCAACGUUGUUGAUGCCGAGAAGUGCGGCUUGCCUAGAGUUUUAGACACCAUAGAAAUCAGCUGUAAAACUAGGCAUAAUAUAAAGUUGUUGUGCAAUUUAAUAUAUGACACUGUUUUUAGUUUGAGGCCACCUGGUAGUAAAGAAUUGCUUCUGGAACAAAAAGUUCCUGCUACGUAUUUGGCGCUUGAAGAUGUUAUAAACUACAUUGCGGCAGAAAGGAAAGUGAACGGUUUGGAUCCGGUACUGACCGCCGAACAGUACAGAAACUUGGUGACCACCGAAAUGCUUCAGAGGUACAAUAAGACCUUCAGAGAUUGGUCCGAGUUACACCAGGCCACGCUAUUUUUACAUGAAAACGGGUUUUUACUCCAUUACGACGAUGCCACGCUUAAAGAUCUGUAUUUCUUGGAUCCUCAAUGGUUGUGCGAUAUGCUGGCCCAUGUCGUUACUAUACGAGAAAUCAAUCCGUUUGCACGUACAGGCGUGAUGAAAUUGGACGACCUGAAACACAUCUUCAAAGCUAGUAACAUCGGACCAAUGGAUACGAGAGUUAUUCCACCAGAAGAAGUCCAGUACCAACUAAAAUCGAAAGCGUCAGACAAAUCCAUGACCCGUUUACUCCUAAUGUCGUACUUUCCCUCGGGUUUUUGGUCGCGGCUGAUCUCCCGCAUUCUAGCCGACGAUACCAUAAUAGACAUAAUCAGAUCUUUCUUCAUAUUGCCGAAGGAUGCGGCUCAAGAUGCACAGCUAGCCAAAGUUUUGGACCUGAAAGCCGAAUGGGUGCUCUGGCAGACUGGAUUGCAGUUAAAGUAUGGAGAUAUCACUCUGUUUCGGAUGAAAGAAGUGUUGCACAACUCUGCUGCUUACUAUAGACAAUUAAAGUUUCGACUGAAACAAGAAGGUGUGUGGUCUGAAAUCGACUUCCAGAACUGUUCCAUUUUGGAGAUACACUUUCCAGUUGAAUCUUUGGUUGUUCAACCGUUAUUCAACGAGAACUGUCACAUUGACGAUUAUAAGAUUAAAGACGAACUGGUGAUAGAACCUUCCACCGAAUGCACUGCCCAACUUUUAGCUUUAACUGUGGAUCAUAUCGAUAUUCUUCUAGAAGAUUGGUAUCCCACUCUCGGUACCAGAUUUGUUCACACUUCCGAAGGGAAGUUCCUGAUAACGCGCCUUAUUCCAUGCCCUAGUUGUUUAAGUGCGUCCACCGACAACGAACAUAACUUGCAUGAUUUUCCUCCCUCCAGUAGCCACCUAUUAGAGCCGCUUCAACAGGAAAAUGAACAUUCAGGCCACCACGAUUUGCACAGGAUCCGAAAAUCCCAAGAAUCAUAUACUUCCGAAUGUGAUAGUGGCGUUGGACCAGAUUCAGCGAGCUCCAGUCGAAUACCGUCAGUGGAAGGCCAUCCUGGUGUCCAACAAGAAGAAGAUAAACCCGUGAUAUACUCAUGGAUGGUAGAAGAAUGUAUCCUGGAAGCGUACGGCAGCAAAACAGUCGUUUGUCCCACUCACGGUGAUUGCUCGUUAGUAAGAAUUGCCGGAGAUACGAUUUUUAUGGAUUUGGGCGAGAGGUACAUCAUUAGACCCGAAAAUAUUAAGAAAGGUAGAUUAUUGGGACGCGGAGCUUUUGGUUUCGUCUUCAAAGGUUCAUGUAAGAUAAGAGGGUCCAAUAAAACGAUGGACGUGGCUAUGAAGAUGCUACAGCCUGUUCAACCCGGCCCCAAUGCUCGGCAAUCCGCAGUUAUAGCCUUUAAGGCUGCUCAGGGCAAAUGGGACAGAGAUCCUUUACAGUACGCCUGUAAAGCGUAUUGUACGGCUAGACAGGAGUUAAACAUUCUCUUAUCUCUUAAACAUCCAAACAUAGUACCUUUUGUGGGAGUAUGCACCAGUCCUCUUGCUCUGGUACUUGAUUUGGCUCCUCAAGGAGCUUUAGAUCUGGUGCUAAGGCAUUAUAGAAGAUCAGGAGCUAAAGUAGGACCUUACACUCUUCAAGCCAUCAUUUUGCAAGUAGCCAAAGCUAUCGAGUACCUGCAUAGACAACAUAUCAUAUACAGGGACCUAAAAUCGGAGAAUGUGUUGGUUUGGGAGAUGCCUCCGCCUUUUGUAGACCACCCGGAACAUCCUGUUCACAUUAAAGUUGCAGAUUAUGGUAUUAGUAGACUGACGUUACCUUCUGGUACUAAGGGAUUUGGAGGCACCGAAGGCUUCAUGGCACCCGAAAUCAUGAGAUACAACGGGGAAGAAGAAUAUACUGAAAAAGUGGACUGUUUUUCCUUCGGCAUGUUUGUGUACGAGCUUCUAACUUUACAUCAACCGUUCGAAGGUCACGAGUCAGUCAAGGAGUGCAUUCUGGAAGGCGGUAGGCCAGCUUUGACUUACAGGGAAACUUUGUAUCCCAGCUACUUUUUGGAUCUAAUGGUACUGUGUUGGUCCCAACAACCGAAGGACAGGCCUUCUGCAAGCCAGAUCGUUUCGAUAGCAAGCGCACCUGAAUUCACCCAUCUCUGUGAUGUAGUCUCAUUGAAACAUCAAGCCCCGGUUGUAGCUACGACCAAGCAAACGACGGACGAAAGUUGUUUCUUCUAUACCUUAGACAGCCAACCAAAUACACAGGUGGAGGCCUUGUUGUAUUUGCCAUCACUGAAGAGAGUAGCAUGCGCCUUGUCUAAUGGUAGGCUGUUUUUGGUCAACUCCGAAUCCAAACCAUUGACGCCGACUGCUGCAGAAGGUUCCUUCGUUAUGACAGAGCUGGGUUCCAUGUCUGCCAUCAACUGUAUGUGUGGUAUAUUCGAUCAAAAAGAAGGGUCUUGUGAGUUAUGGUGUGGCGAAUCUGACGGUCAAAUUUCCAUCUACACCAUUAAAGAUCAAGUAGUAGCCGGGCACGAGCUCGUCAACCAUUACCAACCAGUUAUCGCCAAAGUUGACGUUAUGAACAUCAUUGCAGUCGAAAGUAACGUCUGGUCAUACGUGAGACCCCAUUGCGUCGUCUACCAGUGGGAUUCCAAGACGAAAACCAUCAUAAACAAGCUGGACUGUUCCAAACUAGUACCUUGUUCUGAAAGCCUCAAAUCCAUAGCUAUUGAGGAACAUCUGAGCCCGAGCAACUGCCAGGUAACCAGCCUGGUCGCCCUCAACGACGAGCUUUAUAUCGGUACGACCUGGGGCUGCGUCAUCAUAGCUGAACGGUUCACUCUUCGACCCAUAACUAUCUUCCGUCCAUACGAAGAGGAAGUUAGAGCCAUCGUACCUCUGCACACGGGAAAAAGUACUCAAGGAACGCAAGAAAAGGUACCUCUAAUUGCGACGAUCGGUAGGGGGUACCGGAAUCUACUGUCUAGGUACACUGAUGUACCUAUAAGUACCGGAACCCCUUUACCGAGUCCCAUGAUGGGAGCUAUGGUUCCGCCGACUGUCAAACCUAACAUGUUUGUUUUGUUAUGGAGGGCAGAACAUUGGAAUGCUGUUUGA